GGAACUUAUCUAAUUAAUUUUCCUUCUCACUUUCAUAAUUCUUUGCAUGUGUUUACAAUAAUUAUCAUUCUAACUUAAGAAUCAUUUAUUAGAAAUUGCUAGUAAUGUAAAUAUAAUGAGAUGAUGACCUUGCUCAUUUGUUCAUUAUUUUGACAAUAUUUCAAGUAAAUUUACUAGAGGCCACUUGGAGGCGAAUACGCCAUAGCCUUCCCUUCCCUUCACUUUCAUGUGCUUAUUUUGAUGGAAAUUGAAGUUCAUUAUUGAAAGAGCAGUUCUUUUGCCAUCUUCCUGGAUAUGCUUGCAGUGACAUAACUAGAACUCAAACAAUCAUAUGAUCAUGAACUCAAGAUCAGAAAAAGAUUUUCGAGCAAAGCAAGAAGACGAUGCCAAUAUUUCCAGCAAAUUUUCAAAGAUCCCAUCUUCUUCAUCAAGACAGUGGUCAUCAACCUUAAAAAAUCCAAGAAUUGUACGCGUCUCACGUAAUUUUGGAGGCAAAGACAGGCAUAGCAAAGUGCGUACUUUGAGGGGAUUGAGAGACCGACGAAUUAGGCUUUCAGUUCCUACUGCAAUUCAAUUGUAUGAACUUCAGGACAAGCUUGGACUAAGCCAGCCUAGUAAAGUUAUAGAUUGGCUCCUCGAUGCAACUAAACACGAAAUCGAUAAACUUCCCCCUCUUUUGAUGCCUACAGGAAUGACUUUCAGCCAAUUUCCUGGUGAUCAUCUGUCAUCCGGGCUUUCCCAAUUUUCGGAUGCAAAUCAAUCUUACGCAAAGGAUUUAGGAAUCAAUCACGCAUUUUUCCCUUGCAAGGAAGAAUUAGGGAUCAAGAAUGUCUGUAACCAUGUUGAAAGGGUACAGCAGAAUCAAGAAAAUCAAGAGGGUUUUGGAGGAUAUUUGGCACAGAAUUUAUUCCCACUAGGAAAUUAUCAAUCUCGUUUUCCUACACCUUCGAUAAAUAAUUCCUACUUUAAUUGGGAUACUAAUUCAAACUUGUCUUUAUCUCAAUUUGGAGCUGAAGAAUCCCACAACAAUAUUUCUGCACCAUCUUCCAUGGCUUUACCUUUAAGCUCUCAACUAUAUUCCUACCCAUCUGUGACAACUGUACCGUUGUUAAAUUUCCCUCCAUUAAUCCCUUCGUUUAUGACCGCAUCAAUGGAGAGUGAGUUGAGACAAGUUAAUCACUUCCAGCAACAAAAUUCAUUGAUGCCAACCCUUCAUUUGAUUAGCUCUCCGAUGAAAUCUUUCGGGUCAAAUGCCAAUCAAACUGUCCGACUGCCGGAAAUUGGUAGCAAAGAAAGCAAUAGUUCUUAACCACGAAAGAAUUGUUGCACAGUGAGAGGAUCAUGGAAGAGACAAAGUAUUCAUUCUAUUUCCAGCUUUGCAGAUAGUGGGGUACAGUAAGUCAUUCUUAUGUCUUUAUAUAUACUAUAUUUAUUUCCAUAUAUAUAUAGAGAGAGGUACACUGAAAAUCUGUCAUUAUUACAACAUUUGCAUUGCCAUGUUCAACUUACAGAAACCAAUAGUUAAUGAUUUACUAAUAAUAUGUAAAAUUCGAGACAAUUGCACGAGUUGUAUGGGAUGAUUAUCUGAUUUUGCUAUUCCCUUCAUGUUUUUUUCUUGCU
This is a messenger RNA of Olea europaea var. sylvestris, 1620 nucleotides long. Its product is annotated as transcription factor TCP5-like. Lineage: Eukaryota; Viridiplantae; Streptophyta; Magnoliopsida; Lamiales; Oleaceae. The record is from RefSeq and is a predicted model, not a curated record. The transcript has 3 exons. Gene Ontology annotation, molecular function: DNA-binding transcription factor activity; sequence-specific DNA binding. The coding region runs from base 332 to 1309 and encodes 325 amino acids. Gene Ontology annotation, cellular component: nucleus.